CAAUGGCAGAUGGUUAUCUCCUGUUAAUUGGUCAAAGUCCUUACUAGUUGAUAAGCAGAUACAGCCUCUGAUUAGGUCUUGCCCUCAGGAAGAUUAUUCUGAUCCGCAAAAGAUCUACCUCGAAGGAGCAGUGUAUGAAGAGGGCCAAACGAAUGGUUAGGAAAGUAAAUAGUAAAAAGACUAAAGAUAAGGCAUUCCUGAGGACUUGGAGCAGUGCGGAUGUAGAACAUUAAGCUGUUGAUGGGAAGCAGGAUUUAGUUCCUUUACAGGAACAGUUGCGGUCUGUGGCUGGCUCUCAGUUCCUGUAGAGAGAGAACCAUUCAGACUUCUGACUGGUGUUGAAUACAUUGUUGGAAGGAAAAACUGUGGCAUUCUAAUUGAAGGUGAUCAGUCAAUCAGUCGAAAUCAUGCUGUGUUAACUGCUAACUUUUCUGUAACCAACCUGAGUCAAACAGAUGAGACUCCUAUAUUGACAAUAAAAGAUAAUUCUAAGUAUGGUACCUUUGUUAAUGAGGAAAAAAUGCAGAAUGGCCUUUCCCAAGCUUUGAAGACAGGGGAUAGAGUUACUUUUGGAGUGUUUGAAAGUAAAUUCAGAGUAGAAUAUGAGCCUUUGGUUGCAUGCUCUUCUUGUUUAGAUGUUUCUGGGAAAACUGCUUUAAAUCAAGCUAUAUUACAACUUGGAGGACUUACUGUGAACAAUUGGACAGAAGAAUGUACUCAUCUUGUCAUGAUAUCAGUCAAAGUUACCAUUAAAACAAUAUGUGCACUCAUUUGUGGACGUCCGAUUGUAAAGCCAGAGUAUUUUACUGAAUAUCUUAAAGCAGUUAAGUCCAAUAAACAGCCUCCACAAAUUGAAAGCUUUUACCCACCUAUUGAUGAACCAGCUAUUGGAAAUAAAAACAUUGAUCUGUCAGGACGACAGGAAAGAAAGCAAAUCUUCAAAGGGAAAACGUUUGUAUUUCUAAAUGCCAAACAGCAUAAAAAGUUAAGUUCGGCAAUUGUUUUUGGAGGAGGAGAUGCUAGGUUGAUAACAGAAGAAAAUGAAGAAGAUGACAGUUUCUUUUCAGCUCCUGGAAUUUGUGUUGUUGAUGUAGGAAUAACAAAUUCACAGACUCUAAUUCCUGACUCUCAGAAAAAAUGGAUUCACUCAAUUAUGGAUAAGCUCCAAAGGCAGGGGCUUAGACCUAUUCCUGAAGCAGAAAUUGGAUUGGCGGUCAUUUUCAUGACUACAGAGACUUACUGUGAUCCUCAGGGCCAGCCCAAUACAGCACUGAAGAUGACUCCAGGGCCAAGCCUUUCCCAAGGCUUGUCAGUCAGUGAAAAGCUAAUGCCAAGUGCCCCAGUGAAUACCACGACAUAUGUAGCUGACACGGAAUCAGAGCAAGCAGAUACAUGUAUGGAUUUGAGUGAAAGACCUAAAGAAAUCAAAAUCUCCAGAGUGGAACAAAAAUUCAGAAUGCCCUCGCAAGGAAUAUCCACUGUGAGGGAACCCCCCAAAAUAAUCUCUAAUGAUAACAGUGCAGUAUCAAAUACUCUGGAAAGGCUGAAAAUCCCAACCUACCAGCUUUCACCAACUAAAUUCUCAGGUGUAAAUAAAAGUGGAGAUCAGCCUUCUCAGCAGCUGCAGACCAACUCCAUCAAAAACUACUUUCAGCCUUCUACCAAGAAAAGGGAAAGAGAUGAAGAAAAUCAAGAAAUUUCUUCACCCAAAUCAGCAAGAAUAGAAAUGUCUUGUUCUCUUUUAGAACAAACGCAACCUUCUACACUCUCAGUAUGGAAAAAUAAGGAGCAGCAUCUAUCUCAGAAUAAGCCUGUGGAAAAGAAACCAGAUAAUUUACUUACAGAUAGAGAUUUAAAAUCCACUGUGAAAAAUUUUGCCAAUAAAUCUCUUUCUACAGAAAAACUAAGAUCAGAAAAAAGAAAAGAAAUUGAUGAUUUAGCCAUAGAAGAUGAAGUAUUAGAUCAGUUAUUCAAGGACACAAAACCAGAGUUAGAAAUUGGAAUGAGAGUUCAAAAACAAGAGGAAGAUGUCAAUAUUAGAAAAAGACCAAGAUUGGGAAUAGAAACAAAUGGCACUUCUGAUGAUGAAGUAAUAUCAGAAAGUAACAGAAUAUCUCAAGAAAAUGAAAUUGGGAAGAAGUGUGAGCUCAAGAAAGAUCCACUAUGGUCUACUAAAGAAGAAUUAUCUAUCAAAGAUGAACUUCAGGAUGAUGGCGAUAUGCUUCCAAGGAGGAUAUUACUAACUGAAUUUAGAUCACUGGUGGUUAGUAACUCUACUUCCAGAAAUUUGUCUGAUGUAAAUAGUGAUUAUGGUCAACUAAAGAAUUUCAAGAAAUUCAAAAAGGUCACAUUCCUUGGAGCAGGAAAACUUCCACGCAUCAUUGGAGGAUCAGAUCUAAUAGCUCAUCAUGCUCGGAAGAAUACAGAAUUAGAAGAAUGGUUAAGGCAGGAAAUGGAGGUGCAAAAUCAACAUGCAAAAGAAGAGUCUCUUGCUGAUGAUCUCUUCAGAUACAAUCCUAAUGUAAAAAGGAGACGAUAACAGGCUUGUAAAGAAGCCAGAGAAAAACAUUUCCUAUCAAGCAUUUACAUCAAGUUUCCUCUGGGAUACAUUCAUUAAGUAUAUAGAAAGGAUUUAAAUUCCAAAGGUUUUAUGGCCUUAAUUUGUUGAAUAAAAUGCACAAAACUCCA
Molecule: messenger RNA, 2688 nt
Organism: Ailuropoda melanoleuca (giant panda)
Lineage: Eukaryota; Metazoa; Chordata; Mammalia; Carnivora; Ursidae
Gene: NBN
Product: nibrin
Exons: 16
Coding region: 521-2539 (672 amino acids)
Biological process (GO): telomere maintenance; double-strand break repair via homologous recombination; mitotic G2 DNA damage checkpoint signaling
Cellular component (GO): Mre11 complex; nucleus
Molecular function (GO): protein binding; damaged DNA binding
Source: RefSeq, a predicted model, not a curated record